Molecule: messenger RNA, 3127 nt
Organism: Saimiri boliviensis boliviensis (Bolivian squirrel monkey)
Lineage: Eukaryota; Metazoa; Chordata; Mammalia; Primates; Cebidae
Source: RefSeq, a predicted model, not a curated record
AUGCAGAGCGUCCCCGGGAACUGGACCAGCAGAAGGAAGAAUUAUGGAGUUAAAGACUGCAGCUUGAACUGAAAAACCCUGGACAGGCCGCAUGCUGCAGGGAACCCAGUCCAGACACCAGGAAAGCCCCUCUGCCCCUUCGGACCCCGUCCGUCUCCCAUCUACAAAACGUGGACAUUGGCCCAGUUGACCUGACUCUACAAAGAGGUGCAUAUACCACUGAAGCUGCUUUGUUUGCUUUUGUGUGUUGUAUUGAAUUUUCUAUUUUCAUGAGUCAUGGUUAGGAAAGCUUUCCCGUGUUUUCUGCUAAGAAAAAGCCAGCUUGGGCCAGGCGCAGUGACUCAUGUCUGUAAUCCCAGCACUUUGGGAGGCCGAUGCAGGCUGACCAUGUGAGGUCAGGAGUUCACCAGCCUGGCCAACAUGGUGAAACCACGUCUCUGCUAAAAAUACAAAAUUAGCUCACGUGGUGGUACAUGCCUGUAAUCCCAGCUACUUGGGAGGCUGAGGCAGGAGAAUCACUUGAGCCCAGGAGGCAGAGAUUGCAGUGAGCCGAGAUCACGCCAUUGCACUCCAGCCUGGGUAAAAAGAGUGAAAGUCUGUCUCGAAGAAAGAAAAAAAAAAAAAAGCCAGCUUGUUCACAGGGAAGGGAGUAAUAUGAGAAAACCCUGGGCCCCAGAUCACAGCGUCUUGCUAGGUGGCGAAGUUGAAAUUACUCACCUGGUGUCCUUCUCUGCCAGCCCCGCUGCAGGCUGAUCUGGGGAGGCCUCUGGCCCAGGGCAGAUACCGCCAUGGCCCUCCUCAUGCACCUGCUGGUCUGCAUCUUCGGAAUGGGCUCCUGGGUGACCAUCAACGGGCUCUGGGUAGAGCUGCCCCUGCUGGUGAUGGAGCUGCCCGAGGGCUGGUACCUGCCCUCCUACCUCACGGUGGUCAUCCAGCUGGCCAACAUCGGACCCCUCCUGGUCACCCUGCUCCAUCGCUUCCGGCCCAGCUGCCUUUCCGAAGUGCCCAUCAUCUUCACCCUGCUGGGCGUGGGAACCGUCACCUGCAUCAUGUUUGCCUUCCUCUGGAAUAUGCCCUCCUGGGUGCUGGACGGCCACCACAGCAUCGCCUUCUUGGUCCUCACCUUCUUCCUGGCCCUGGUGGACUGCACCUCCUCGGUCACCUUCCUGCCCUUCAUGAGCCGACUGCCCACCUACUAUCUCACCACAUUCUUUGUGGGUGAAGGACUCAGUGGCCUCUUGCCUGCCCUGGUGGCUCUUGCCCAGGGCUCGGGUCUCACUACCUGCGUCAAUGUGACUGAGAUGGCAGACAGCAUACCCAGCCCUGCACCCACGGGGGAGACUGGCAUCACACAGGGAAUUCCCAGAGCUUUGCCGUCCACUCUCCCCAGCACGGCAGCACCGCUGUCCUACCUGGAGACCCGCUACCUCCCCGCCCACUUCUCGCCCCUGGUCUUCUUCCUCCUGCUGUCCUUCAUGAUGGCCUGCUGCCUCGUGGCAUUCUUUGUCCUCCAGCGUCAACCCAGGUGCUGGGAGGCUUCCGUGGAGGAUCUCCUCAACGACCAGGUCACCCUCCACUCCAUCCGGCCACGGGAAGAGAAUGACUUGGGCCCCACAGGCACAGUGGACAGCAGCCAGGGCCAGGGCCAUCGAGAGGAGAAAGCAGCCCCCUGCUGCCCAGCCCACCUGGCCUUCAUCUAUACCCUGGUGGCCUUCGUCAACGCGCUCACCAAUGGCGUGCUGCCCUCUGUGCAGACCUACUCCUGCCUGUCCUACGGGCCGGUUGCCUACCACCUGGCCGCCACCCUCAGCAUUGUGGCCAACCCUCUCGCCUCCCUGCUCUCCAUGUUCCUGCCUAACAGGUCUCUGCUGUUCCUGGGGGUCCUCUCCGUGCUCGGGACCUGCUUUGGGGGCUACAACAUGGCCAUGGCGGUGAUGAGCCCCUGCCCGCUCCUGCAGGGCCACUGGGGUGGGGAAGUCCUCAUUGUGGCCUCGUGGGUGCUGUUCAGCGGCUGCCUGAGCUACGUCAAGGUGAUGCUGGGCGUGAUCCUGCGUGACCGCAGCCGCAGCGCCCUCUUGUGGUGCGGGGCGGCGGUGCAGCUGGGCUCGCUGCUCGGAGCGCUGCUGAUGUUUCCGCUGGUGAACGUGCUGCGGCUCUUCUCGUCCGCCGACUUCUGCAGCCUGCACUGCCCGGCCUAGGCGGGCCACCAACCCCGCCCCCAUCGCCCACAGCCGGGACCUGGGGUCCAGAGAGGCCAGGCCACAGAGCAAGUGGCAGGAGCAGAGAGGCAGAGUCUGACUACUUGAACCAUGAACGCAAGUGCCCGCUAGGGACUGUGGGGAAGGUCACAGGCCACCCGUGGGACCUGGAAAUGCAAGACACAGACAGCUCUACCCCCAACUCUGUGUCACAGUCCCUGUGACUGCCAGUUCAGAUCGCCUUUGCUUUGACUGUCUAGAACGGACCGAUUUGCAGCGUGUAGCCAGAGGCGGGCCCAAGGGUGUUAGAAGGGACGGUUGGGAGCGUGAGCUGUCCCUUCAGGCUGUGUGCCUUGGAGAAAUCACUUGGCUUCUCUGUGCCUGUUUCCUCAUCCAUGCAAUGGGGAUUACCAUCCACCUCACAGGCAUGGCACGGAGGCAAAAGGAAGCAGCAGCCGGCAUAAAGCAAGCCCUCCUGAGCCAUCUGCUGAUGUGACAGUCCAUGGUGGUGACAAGAGUGACAGUCAACACAACCUAGAAAUGGCCAGAAAGGUUGAGAAAGGCCCCUGCCCUCUCUCCUUUUCCCCGAAGUCUCACAGAGGGGCUUCUGCAAGACAGGUGGCUAACGGUAGAAUCUUGAGCAUCUGGGCUCUCAGAUUCCCAGCACCCUUUUCUGGCAUCCUCCCUGGCCCAUGAAGCCCUACUUGUUGGAGAGUAUGUGCCCUCCCGGAGGCAGGGGGAGAUGAUUUGCUGGUGGGGCCAGGGAAGGCCCACCCAUGAGCCUCUGAAAGCACACUCCCCCACCAGGCUGGGGACCAGACAUGCAGAACCCCUGGAAGUAGUCUCUCAAAUGGAGGGGGCGGGGUGAUUGUUAUUUUGUUUUACUUUUCGUUUUUCAUUUUUUUAAAUAAAGACAUUCUCUGCUUUUA